Messenger RNA from Aspergillus wentii DTO 134E9, 1152 nucleotides. It is a transcript of the gene rsmA, whose product is annotated as putative bZIP transcription factor (Fcr3). The transcript has 3 exons. Gene Ontology annotation, molecular function: transcription cis-regulatory region binding; DNA-binding transcription activator activity, RNA polymerase II-specific. The coding region runs from base 1 to 894 and encodes 297 amino acids. Gene Ontology annotation, cellular component: RNA polymerase II transcription regulator complex. The record is from RefSeq and is a predicted model, not a curated record. NCBI's taxonomy places the organism in Eukaryota, Fungi, Ascomycota, Eurotiomycetes, Eurotiales, Aspergillaceae.
AUGGAUUACUCCUACUACAACGGCGCCCAGACCCAGCCGUUUUCCCUAUAUGGCCUCCACGGAAUACCCACGCCGGAUCAGAAUCAGACCCCUCAUGCUACCGAUGACCUUCAGGACCCAUUCUCUUCGCUAUCCUUUGGCCUCAAUCCUGGUGCUUCUUUUGUCCCACCGCCACAUUCGCCGCCGGAGUCGUUCUCAAAGCAUUCGGUCUCUAGUAAUGAUGCUGCCAAUCACCCGACGGAUCCCGCGUCUGCUGAUGGCGGGGACGAUCAACUCAUGGAUCAGGGUGGACGGAGCGAUAGUGAAGAGAAAGAUGGAUCAGUGCCUGCGCAAUCGAAGCGCAAGGCGCAGAACAGAGCUGCUCAACGAGCAUUUCGCGAAAGAAAAGAACGCCACGUAAAAGAACUCGAACAAAAAGUCGACCAACUAGAACAAAGCUCGACUCGACUCCAAGCCGACAACGAACGACUAAAGCAGCAGCUCGCCAAAUUCUCCACCGAGAAUGAGAUCCUCCGCGCAACAUCGCAUAACAAUAACAACAACGCCACCGGAAACUCGAAUCAUCGCUCCGACCCCGAGCCAACCACCACAGGACCGAUGGAGUAUUCCCCGACAGACUUCUACUCAACCCUUAUUCCCGACGGAGAACCGAAUGCUCGUCAUCGCAUCACCGUUUGUCAGAAGACCGGGGAGAGGCUGUUCGAUGCCGGCGCGACUUGGGAUUUGAUUCAGGGACAUGAGCUAUUCAAGCGCGGGCUUGUGGAUAUCGCGGAUGUCUCUGAGCGACUGAAAAGCAUCGCGCAGUGCGAUGGACAGGGCCCUGCUUUUAGGGAAGGGGCGAUACGCAGCGCUAUCGAGGAGAGCGCUGCGAAUGGCAAUGAUGAGCUGAUUUGAAAGCUGUCGUGUCAUGUUUCAAGCUGAUGAUGUUAUGUCUUUUGAAUCUUUUUUUGGUGUGUUGCUUGGGAUCCCGGCAAUGACGCGCCAGAUACAAGUACUAUGACUGGCUGGAGUAUUCGGCGCUGCGCUUUCGUGCACCUUCUGGCUUGGUGGGAACUAGGCCAGAGUGGAGGGUAACCGGUUGCCUUGGUUGCCUUGGAUUUUUUCUUGGGAGUUAUUGGGCUAAGAAUAGCGUUUUCCUUUUGACUAUAUCAU